Molecule: messenger RNA, 4972 nt
Organism: Pseudocercospora fijiensis CIRAD86
Lineage: Eukaryota; Fungi; Ascomycota; Dothideomycetes; Mycosphaerellales; Mycosphaerellaceae
Product: glycoside hydrolase family 13 protein
Exons: 2
Coding region: 1-4665 (1554 amino acids)
Biological process (GO): glycogen catabolic process
Molecular function (GO): amylo-alpha-1,6-glucosidase activity; 4-alpha-glucanotransferase activity
Source: RefSeq, a predicted model, not a curated record
AUGAGUCCGCAGCAGAUCAGCAACCACACCGCGUACCUGCUUCCUCUGAAGGACGAUGGCUCCCCGGACCUGCCAGGCUCUCCGCCCUACAUCUACCUCGCCCCACCGACGAAGCCCGCCUACUGCGUCCGCUUCCAGAUCGAAGGCACGAGCUCCAUAUGUCGCGAAGGCAGUCUCUGGGUGAACAUCCCGCCCAAGGGAGAGAGCUUCGAUCGCAAGACCUUCCACCAGUACAAACUCAAUCCGAGCUUCAGCAAGUCCAUCGACAUCGAUAUCCCAAUCCACUGUGCCGGUGCCUUUGAGUUCUACUGCACCUACACUCCGCUCCCACCUUUCACCACGGCCGACGUUGCCACGCCGCAGCCGACUCGCACGGAAACCUUCUACAUCGAUGUCUCGCCGUCGCUGCACGCCGACGAUGCUCCGCUCCCGCUCGAUGCCAUCUCCAUCAUAUCCGUCCUGUCCAAGUUCAUGGGCAAGUUCCCCACCGACUUCUACCGCCAUCUGCGUGGUAUCAGCGAAAGAGGCUACAACAUGGUCCAUUUCACGCCUCUCAUGGAGCGUGGAGACAGCAACUCGCCAUAUUCCAUCUACGAUCAGCACAAAUUUGAUCCUCACAUUUUCACCAAUGGCGAGAAGGACAUCGUCGAUCUCGUGUCGAACAUGGAACACCAGUACGGCCUUCUUAGUCUGACGGACGUGGUCUGGAACCAUACCGCAAACAACAGCAAGUGGCUCGAGGAGCACCCGGAGUCGGGCUAUAAUAUCAAUACAGCCCCGCAUCUGCGACCUGCCUACGAGCUCGACAGUGCUCUCUUGCAGUACUCCUCUCGACUGAAGUCUCUCGGUCUGCCAACCCAUCUCACUGGAACCGACGAUCUCCUCAAGAUCAUGGACGGCAUCAAGAUUCACGUCAUCGGCGCCAUCAAGCUGUGGGAGUUCUACGUUUGCGAUGUCGACAAGAAUACCACCCAAAUCGUGUCUGCGUGGACCGAUAACGAUGUCGACUGGAAUGUCGACGUGCCCGAGAACAUCGCGGAUUGGUCAUUGAAGGACAAGGCCAACUGGCUCCGCGAGAAGUGUUGUCUGGGCACAGAUCGUAUGGGCGAGCGCUUCCGCAGGAAAGUUGUUCCUCAGCGAGGUGCUGCCCUUCUGGCCAAGCUCUUUGGCAAGUACAAUAUCCACGGCAACGGUGCCGGCGAUGAGCGGACAGCUUACGGCACGAUCCACGCGUUCCUCAACGAGCUCAACCUCGACUGGUACAAGGAAUACGAUGCCGACGUUGCAGCCCUCAUGGAGCAGAUCUUCAACCGCACCAAGUAUAUCAGACUUGAUGACAACGGGCCAAAGAUUGGCGACAUCACACUCGAGAAUCCUCUCAUUGAGUCCUACUUCACCCGCCUGCCAUACAACGACACCACUGCCAAGCACGACCCAGACUCGCUUGCCCUGGCGAACAAUGGUUGGGUCUGGGCUGCCGAUGUGAUGCGUGACAACGCAGGCCCCAAGUCCAAGGUCUACCUUCGCCGUGAGCUCAUUGUCUGGGGUGAUUGCGUCAAGCUGCGAUACGGCUCUGGCCCACAGGACAGUCCUUUCUUGUGGCAAUUCAUGACCGAGUACACGCAGCUCAUGGCCAAGUACUUCCACGGCUUCCGCAUCGACAACUGCCACUCGACGCCGCUUCACGUCGCCUCGCACAUGCUCGACGCUGCUCGUCACGUCCGAUCAAACCUCGUGGUUGCCGCAGAGCUGUUCAGUGGUGAUGAGAAGAUGGACUUUCUCUACUGUCAGAAGCUUGGCAUCAGUUUCCUCAUUCGAGAAGCCAUGCAAGUCUGGUCGACCGCCGAGAUGUCCCGACUUGUGCACAUCAACUGCGGAAGACCUAUUGGAUCGUUCGAAGUUGAUGACAUCUCUAGCACGGACAAGCCAUCAUCAUCCAACGGCAGCCUGACUAAUGGCAGCGCUCCACAUGGACGUGAAAUCAUUCACAAGAUCGUGCCCUCCAAGAUUCACGCUCUCCUCAUGGAUUGCACUCACGACAACGAGACUCCUGUCCAGCGUCGCGAUGGUCGCGACACUCUUCCCAACUCGGCCCUUGUCGCCAUGUGCGCUUCUGCUUCUGGGUCUGUCUUCGGCAUGGAUGAGCUGUACCCACAACUCAUCGAGCUCGUCCACGAGAAGCGUCAAUACACUUCUCCCUACAGCAAUCUCCAACAAGGCCAGGCCAUGAAGAUUGGACCGAGCGAGGGUACUGGUGGCGUCAAGCGCUUGAUGAACCAACUCCACGUCAUCAUGGGCAAGGACAAGUACGAUGAGUGUUUCGUGCAUCACGACGGCGAAUACAUAACAGUGCACCGUGUGCAUCCGAAGUCUCGGAAAGGCUACUAUCUCAUCGCCCACACGGCCUUCCCAGGCUACGGCAAUGACAAGGCUGGUUUCCCAUCGCAGUGGCUUACUGGGACCAAGGCGAGGCUUUUGGGAGCCUGGAACCUUGAGUGCGACCAAACCUGGGAAGCGAAGCAGGCCGCCAUCAAUGACAAGGUGCUGCGUGGUAUUCCCAGCAAGACCAAGGAUCUCCGAGGUGUGACUGUUGAGCAACGCGGCGGUGAUACUGUCAUUACUGUGCCCGACCACUUCCCACCGGGCUCUAUCGCGGUCUUUGAGACUUGGAUCCCUGGUGCUGAGCAUAGCGAAGGCCUCGACAAAUACCUGACGUCCGGCGCACGCCAAGCGUUUGAGAAGUGCAGCCUCAACGACAUCAAUGCGAUCAUGUACCGCGCCGAUUCCGAAGAGCGUACCAUGUCUGGUGGAGCUGACGGCGUGUACUCGAUCCCCGGCAUAGGGAGCCUGGUAUACUGUGGUCUGCAAGGCUGGUGGUCAGUCCUGCGCGAGGUCGUCGACCACAACGACCUUGGCCAUCCCAUCUGCAAUCAUCUUCGCGAAGGUCAAUGGGCGCUGGACUACAUCGUCAAUCGACUCGACAAGCUCGCACAACGCAAAGAUGGAAUCUACAGGGGCGUUACUCCCGUCGCUGAGUGGCUUCGUUCACGCUUUGAUGCCAUCCGCAAUGUGCCGAGCUUCCUCUUGCCGCGCUGCUUUGCUUUGGUCGUCCGCACCGCGAAGAAGGCAGCACACGAACGUGCGAUCGAGCAGAUGCAUCCCAUCGUACAGCACGGUCAGCGUUUCCUCAAAUCCUUGGCAAUGGUCUCCUGCCAGGUCCAAGGCUACAUGGACAAUGCCAAGCUUUGGCCAGACAAGUUGGAUCCAUCUCUCGCUGCUGGCUUGCCCCACUUCGCUCAAAACUGGGCGCGCUGCUGGGGACGUGACACCAUGAUCGCCAUGCGAGGUCUUCUCACGUGUACUAGCCGUUACGAAGAAGCCAAGGAGCAUCUUUUCUGCUUCGGCAGCUUGGUCAAGCACGGCAUGAUUCCUAAUCUGCUCAACUCCGGCACUCUUCCCCGGUACAACAGCAGAGACUCCGUCUGGUUCUUCCUGCAGAACAUUCAAGACUAUGUCGCCAUGGCUCCAGAAGGUCUCAACUUCCUCCAAGAACCCGUGCGGCGUCGCUUCCUGCCGUACGAUGAUACCUGGUUCUCAUGGCACGACCCACGCGCCUACUCGCGGUCCAGCACUACCGAGGAGAUCAUCCAAGAAAUCCUCCAGCGUCACGCCAGCGGCCUGCACUUCCGCGAGUACAACGCCGGCCCAGAGCUUGACAGUCAGAUGAAGUGGGAAGGCUUCAACAUUGACAUCGACGUUGAUUGGAAGAAUGGCAUCAUUUAUGGUGGCAACGAAUGGAAUGCCGGAACCUGGAUGGACAAGAUGGGUGACUCCGUCAAAGCCGGCAACAAAGGACAUCCAGGCACUUGCCGUGAUGGUGCACCAGUGGAAAUAACCGGUCUGCUGUACAGCGCCUUGCACUGGGUUGAUGGCCUGCACAAGGCUGGCAAGUUCAAGUUCGAUGGCGUCAAGACUCCCGAAGGCAAGCAAAUCACAUAUGGCCAGUGGGCCUCGUUGAUUCAAAACAGCUUCGAGCACCACUACUAUAUUCCUGCGGACGACAGCCAGUGGCAUCAAUACGAUGUCAAUCCAGCUAUUGUCAAUCGUCGCGGCAUCUACAAAGACAUCCACCGCUGUAGCAAGGAGUAUCGAGACUACCAGCUGCGACCGAACUUCCCCAUCGCGAUGACUGUCGCCCCCGAUCUUUUCGACCCCAAGCACGCUCUCGGUGCGCUCGAGUUGGCCGACAAAUACCUCCGCGGUCCGAUCGGCAUGGCCACGCUCGACCCGGCUGAUCAUGAAUACCAUCCCGACUACAUCAACUCUGAUGACUCCGACAAUUACCAGACAGCGCAUGGUCGCAACUACCAUCAAGGCCCGGAGUGGUGCUGGCCUACUGGGUUCUUCCUCCGUGCCUUGUUGCACUUUGACCUGAAGCGUCGUAAGACCAAGGAGGAGCGUAUCGAGGCCUUCCAGCAAGUGACGCAGCGCCUCAAAGGUUGCAAGGACCAAAUUCACAACAGCCCAUGGAGAGGUCUCACUGAGCUUACCAAUCGCAAUGGAUCUUUCUGCGCUGACUCGUGCCCAACCCAAGCCUGGUCCGCUGGAUGCAUAAUAGACCUCUACGACGACGCCAGCAAGCUUGGCGGUACCGACUUGCAAUAGACGAGAGGAUACACAGGACACUGAUUCGACACGACCGAAACGACAUCACGACGAUAAGAUGGUAGAACCGUUCAUGGCAAAAGUUUUCACUUGCACGCAAGUGGCGAUUCUGUUUCCUGUUUUCUGGUAGUACGAAUGGAGGAAGAAAAGGAGAAAGAAGAAGCAAGGCGCGGGAUAUCGCAGGAUGAGGAGUGAGGAUACAUUGCAUGGAAGUGGAGACUGCGUUGUCCUGCCUAGAACCACCUGUGGUGAUGAGUGAUACCUACUGGCCAGAUAACCUACACUAAUAGACUGUUGCUUUCCUACC